Lineus longissimus is the source of this 1701-nucleotide messenger RNA. Its product is annotated as sideroflexin-2-like. Gene Ontology annotation, cellular component: mitochondrial inner membrane. Bases 157 to 1176 code for a protein of 339 amino acids. Gene Ontology annotation, molecular function: monoatomic ion transmembrane transporter activity. The transcript is spliced from 11 exons. Lineage: Eukaryota; Metazoa; Nemertea; Pilidiophora; Heteronemertea; Lineidae. The record is from RefSeq and is a predicted model, not a curated record. Gene Ontology annotation, biological process: monoatomic ion transport; serine import into mitochondrion.
UCUAGUUCAUAACGAGUGAAAUGCCGUCAAGUACCAGUCUCUGUAAUGUCAAUGACUGAAUACGUGUGAAAGAGUCUAGGAUUUUGUCCGUUCAAAUUCCACGAAACGCCUCUUUCUUCUAAUAGCUCCUCAUUCCAGAAGGACAGCGUCAGGAGGAUGUCUAAUGCAGAGCUAACUGUCCAAGCCUCAGCCGGGGGAGUUACGAAAACAAGAUUUGAUGUUGACAAACCGCUAUGGGACCUUCAGACAUUUUCUGGAAGAGUGAAGUACUUUUUCUGGAUGACUGAUUAUCGCACUGUGGUUGUGCCAAAUAGGGACCUUCAUGCCGCCAAAGACCUUUUAGAAAAAUAUAGAUUGGGCCAAGAACCUCCAGGGACUACUGAAGAAAAACUGAUUUAUGCUAAGAAGUUAUACCAGAGCGCUUUCCAUCCAGAUUCUGGUGAACUUCAAAAUGUGAUGGGGCGCAUGUCAUUCCAAGUGCCUGGGGGUAUGGCGCUCACUGGGGCACUACUUGCAUUCUACAGAACAAAUACUGCUGUGAUAUUUUGGCAAUGGGCCAACCAGUCUUUCAACGCUCUAGUGAAUUACACGAACAGAAACGCUGAGUCUGAUAUCACUCCAAAGAGAAUAGGUAUAGCAUAUGUGUCCGCCACCACUGCUGCUAUUGUCACAUCCUUAGGACUUAAAAAAUACCUGGCCAAGACAGCCAGCCCGCUCUUCCAGAGAUUCGUACCCUUCGCUGCUGUAGCAUCCGCUAAUCUUGUCAAUAUUCCUCUCAUGAGACAGAGUGAACUUUAUGAUGGUAUUGCUGUCUUUGAUAAAGAUGGUAAUAAAGUCACUGAUUCACAGUAUGCGGCUCUGAAAGGAAUUGGCCAGGUGUCGACAUCAAGAGUAUUCAUGGCUUUCAGCACAAUGUGUAGUAUACCCUUUCUGAUGGAGUAUCUCGAACGCUUCCCCUGGAUGAUGAGGAUGAAAUGGCUGAAUAUGCCACUGCAGGUUCUCUUCUGUGGAGUCAUUUUGACGUUCACUGUCCCCGUUGGAUGUUCCUUGUUCCCGCAAAAAGCACAAAUCGAGUACGAGAAACUUAACAUCAUUGAUAAGGACAAAUACACAGCUGUGAAGGAGAAAUACGGCAACAAUAUACCACAGACACUUUACUUUAACAAGGGACUAUGAUUUGAGUGAAACUCUAGUCAUGAUUUGCUCAGCACCUAGUCAAUUGUCAAUAGGCUGUUAUGUGAACUACUUCAGCCCUGUCAGUACUAUGUUUACAACUUUGGUUGUGUCUUCAAGUUGUAACUGAGAUUCUGGUAAAUAACGACUUCUUGAAUUAACUGCUACUGUUUGAAUCUGCAUAUAAGAGACUUAAUUAUCGCUUGGAUCACAAUGAUUCUCUUGCUAGUCACUGAAUUUUCAGUUUUGCAGUGAAAUUCUGAAGUGUCUCCCCCUAUUGUCUCAGCGAUGGUGACAUCAAGUCAUGGGCAGCUAUCGUUUGUUAAUGGUGCUCUUUUCCUCUUGUUUGGAAUUAAUUAAGGUUAUGGUGUACACAUAUUACUAGUAGAUAACAAUAGAGAUUAGAACAAUCAUGUUUUUAACGAAGUGGUGACGUGGUUAAUUGUAUGUUACAAGGUGUUGGAAUCUGAAUCAGAUAUAUGUACUUUAAUAUGCAACGAGUAUCAGCAUCCACUUUUUAAAUGUAUC